AUAAAAAGCCGUGAUAAAGCGUCAAAGAGAGCCCGUAAGAGCAAUCUAGAAACUGAUUGGAAUGUUUAUAAGAAAGCAAAAAACAAUGUUACCAGUCUGAUUAGAAAUGCUAAACAAAACUAUUUUAAAGACAAGUUUUCUGAACACAAGAACAAUUCAAGUAAGCUUUGGAAUCUUAUUAAGUGUUUGUCUAAAGACGGUGGUGAAAAUAAAAGCGAAAUCUCUCAGGUUGUUGAAAACGAAGUUCUGAUAACGGACAGUACUAGCAUUGCGGAGAUUUUUAAUCGCUACUUUAUUGACAUACCUACGAAAUAUCUCGCCUCGCUUGGCGAAUAUCAAGGAUUGAAAGAUGUCUUCGAAACGAGUAUCAAUUUUGCAAUUUCGCCCGUCACUGAAAACGAUGUAUUAGAAUUGUUAAUGUCAGUCCCAUGCCACAAAGCUACUGGUGAUGACGGAAUAGGUAUAAAGAUCCUUAAGAUUGUCGCACCUGCAAUAGUACCCUCUCUGACCAAAAAACACUUCCCGAGAGCAUGGAAAAUAGCAAAAGUUUCACCGAUUUUUAAAGGAAAUGGAAGCAGAAACGAUAAAGAAUGCUUUCGCCCAAUAUCAGUACUCCCAAUUCUUUCGAAACUGUUGGAAAAACUGAUCUGUCGUUCAAUGAACAAAUUUCUCCGUGAAAAUAACAUCCUACAUAAAUUCCAGUCUGGUUUCAGGAAAACAUUCUCUACCGAAACAGCGUUAGUACGACUCGUAGACCAACUUUUAUUCGACCUUGACAAAAACAAUGUUUCCGGAAUUGUUUUUGUGGAUUAUAAGAAAGCGUUUAAUCUAAUUGACCAUCAUGUGUUAUUACGAAAACUCGAAGUACUCGGUAUUGGUGAUGAUUACCUUCCUCUAUUUACUAGUUUUCUGAGCGAUCGAAAACAGUACGUAAACGUUAAUGGAUGCCAUUCUAAGACUGAAAAUGUAAAUUUCGGUGUUCCGCAAGGAAGUAUAUUGGGACCUGUGUUAUUUCUGAUAUUUAUUAAUGACUUGCCGACUGCUCUGAAGAAUUCUACAGCUGAUAUAUAUGCGGAUGAUACUACAAUUAGUUACUCUGAUCAUUAUAAUAUUUCUCCUCAAGCUAUUAGCAAUGGCAUCCUGACGGACAUGAAUGAACUACAAAAUUGGUCGAAUAAAAAUCGAAUGACACUAAACGAAAGAAAGACGAAAUCUAUGCUCAUUACAGGAAAACGGCUAGAUAAAAAGCUGGAAAGUUUGGAUUUGCAAAUUGAAUUAAACAACACUACUAUUGAACAAGUUAAUGUUUUCAGUUUGCUGGGACUAAAGAUAGAUAUGAGAUUGACAUUUGACGAACACGUCGACUCUCCUUGCAACAAGCUGUCGCAGCGAAUUGGCGUCCUACGAAAGAUCAAGGUUUUUCUUCCCCUGGAGCAGAGAAUUCUCUACAACAACGCUAUGAUUAAACAACCGAUGAUGUAUGGCUCAACUGUGUGGUCUGCGUGCUCUCGUGAGAAUUUAGAAAGGGUUUUGCGACUGCAAAAGCGAGCUGCUAGGGUCAUAUUAGAUGCUGACAUGCGAGCGAACAGUGCCGAACUCUUCAAAAAACUAAAUUGGUUGCCUUUCUUCUGUGAAGUCAAAAUUCAGAUGUGUGUUUUGGUUCACAAACGUCUUUACGGCGAAUGCCCAGCUUAUAUUAAAGAAACGUUGAGCGUAAACUCAGAUAUCCAUAACCGAUCAAGUCGUUAUGGCUCAAUAAACAUAGUUUGUCCACGUUUCAAUAGAGAAACUGAAGGUGGACGGACAUUCUCAGUCAGAAUGUCAAGAUUAUGGAACAGCCUGCCAAAUGAACUGAAGUCCAUUAAUAGUAUAAACAUUUUUAGAUCAUCUUUGAGAACUUUUUAUAUUGACAUUCUAAAGGAUAUGAACCAUCUUAAAGUAUUUUCAACUUUUUACUAGACCAUUAGUUAUUAAAUUCUUACUAUACAUUUGUAUAUAUUUGCAUGCUAUAGGCCUACGCAGCCAUUUAUUCUAUUUAUAGUUAGGAAGGACGCUGGUUUAUCAGUUUCACUGUCAUGCGUUUACCCUCAUUAAUAAAGUUGAUUGA
Paramuricea clavata is the source of this 2107-nucleotide messenger RNA. The record is from the annotation of a GenBank genome assembly. NCBI's taxonomy places the organism in Eukaryota, Metazoa, Cnidaria, Anthozoa, Malacalcyonacea, Plexauridae.